This is a messenger RNA of Desarmillaria tabescens, 2388 nucleotides long. RefSeq names its product catalase. The transcript has 8 exons. The record is from RefSeq and is a predicted model, not a curated record. The coding region runs from base 1 to 2214 and encodes 737 amino acids. Lineage: Eukaryota; Fungi; Basidiomycota; Agaricomycetes; Agaricales; Physalacriaceae. Gene Ontology annotation, biological process: response to oxidative stress; hydrogen peroxide catabolic process. Gene Ontology annotation, molecular function: heme binding; catalase activity. Gene Ontology annotation, cellular component: cytosol.
AUGACUUCUAUCACAUCAGCAGCGAAAAGUCUCGUCCAAGGAAAUACAUCGACCGACAAGACCAAAUGUCUGGAGUCCGAUACUAUCACACCUUCUGUUGGGAGUGGGCUAACUACAGACCACGGAGUGAAAAUAUCUGACACUGAUAAUUGGUUGAAAAUAUCCGACAAGAUCACCGGGGGUCCGUCGUUAUUAGAAGACCAAAUAGCAAGAGAGAAAAUCCACCGGUUCGACCACGAGAGGAUUCCUGAACGCGUAGUGCAUGCGCGCGGAGCAGGCGCCCAUGGGCACUUCAGGGUCUUUGAUGACAGCGCAACGAAGUACACCUUCGCACCCGUUUUGACGGAUGCUUCUAGGAAGACUUCUGUUUUUGUGCGGUUCAGUACUGUUCAAGGAUCUCGGGGAAGCGCGGAUACCGUUCGAGAUAUACGCGGUUUUGCCAUCAAGAUGUACACGGAGGAAGGCAAUUGGGAUAUCGUCGGAAAUGACAUCCCGGUCUUUUUCAUUCAAGAUGCUAUCAAGUUCCCCGAUUUCGUACAUGCGGUGAAGCCUGAGCCUCAUAACGAAGUUCCUCAAGGCCAGUCGGCACACAACAAUUUCUGGGAUUUUGUUGGUUUGCAACCCGAAUCUGCUCAUAUGGUUAUGUGGGUCAUGUCCGAUCGAGGGAUCCCUCGUUCAUUCCGCAUGAUGCAAGGUUUCGGCGUUAACACCUACACGCUUCUCAAUGCGAAGGGUGAACGACACUUCGUCAAAUUUCAUCUCAUCCCUGAGCUCGGUGUGCACAGCCUGGUGUGGGACGAAGCGCUCAAGAUUUGUGGGCAAGAUCCUGAUUUUCAUCGUAAAGACCUAAACGAAGCCAUCGAAAGCGGGUGUCCGGCUAGAUGGACAUUCGCCAUCCAGACUAUCGCCGAGAGUGACGAACACAACUUCGAAUUUGACAUCCUUGAUGCGACUAAGGUGUGGCCGGAGGAACUUGUACCCCUGCAGACCAUAGGCGAGCUCGUACUCGAUCGUACCGUAAACGAGUUCUUCCCAGAGACGGAGCAGGUCGCCUUUUGCACCUCCCAUGUCGUACCCGGUAUUGGUUUCAGCGAUGAUCCUCUGUUGCAAGGCAGAAACUUCUCUUAUUUUGACACUCAAAUCUCCAGGCUGGGUCUGAAUUGGGAACAGCUCCCCAUCAACAAACCGGUGUGCCCCGUCAUGAACCAUAACCGCGAUGGCAAGCAUCAAAGCACUAUCGUCAAGAGUAAUGUCAACUACUGGCCAAACCGUCACGCCAUCGGUCAGCCAGUGCCUCCUGCUCAAGGAGGAUAUGCAGAGUUCCCUCAAAAAGUUGCUGGCAUAAAGCAGCGUGUCCGAGGCGCCAAGUUCCAGGAACACUUCAACCAAGCCCAACUCUUCUACAACACUCUUACUCCACACGAACGAGCCCACCUCGUGUCUGCCCUCUCCUUCGAGCUCAGCCACUGCGACGACCCCGUCGUGUACGAGACCUACACGAAUAUUCUCAACAAUAUCGAUUUCGACCUCUCCAAGAUCGUUGCAAAAAAUGUUGGUGGUAUCACUCCUCACUCCCCGGCACGCGAGAACCCAGGGAAGACCUCUCCAGCGCUCUCGCAGACGUACUACGACCCCAAGACACCAACGAUCGCCUCACGCCGCAUCGCGAUCUUGGUAGCAGAUGGGUUUGACCAGCACAAUGUGGAGGGCAUGCAGGCGGCAAUCCGCGAGCUUGGUGCAUUGCCUUUCCUCAUCGGGCCCAGACGGGGCCGCAUAUUCCCCAAGGGAGGGAAAUCGGAAGGCAUGAUGGUAGAUCAUCACUUUGAAGGGCAGAGGUCCACGCUGUUCGACGCUGUAUUGGUUCCCUCCGGCGUCGAGCAUGCGAAGAUCCUGUCAGAGGUCGGGAGGACUGUACAUUGGAUUAGGGAAAGCUUUGGUCACUGUAAAGCGAUUGGUGCUAUUGGGGAUGGCGCUGAUUUCGUCCGAAGUGCACUUGGUGUACCGGGAAUGAAGCUCUCCAGUAAUGAUGACGUUGUGGUGUCGUAUGGGGUUGUGACGGUCGGGAACGGUAAAUCUGACUUGUAUUCGACGGGAGACUUCGUAAAGGGGAAGAAGGAGAGCAAGGCGUUUGCUUCUGCAUUUGCAUUGGAGAUCAGCAAGCAUAGGUGCUGGGAGCGUGAGACCGAAGGUUUAACGUCCCAGGUAGCAUACUGAAUGUGUAUGAUAUUGUAAUUCUAAGCUUGUAUUACUACUAGGAACACAGUCAACAUAACGCCUGUUCUGUAUGCUAGAUCGUGUACAUUGCGUUUCCUCCUUAAACCCGAAUCUCUUCAAGCAGAAAGUUCUCUACAGAGCGCUCAUCGUUUACGAGCAUCCGUGAGUAUGCUA